AUGGGUUUGCUGCAAUUCUUCAGCUUCGUCGGAUCGUCGAGUCCAUCGAAGAGCCUCCCAUCGCCAAUAUUCCUCUCUGAGUCCGAGAAGCUGCCAAACCCAUCCGGCAGCGUUGGCCCGCAACAACGAGUGCUUUUGCUCCAUGGCCCAAGGCAACGGUAUGUAGAGGUAACGGACCACCCUACGCCGUCGAUAUCCAGUAAUCGAGAGUUGCUCGUGCGAAACAUUGCGAUCGGCCUCAACCCUAUAGACUGGAAAGCACCAGAUUUCAAUUUUGGCAUCCCCGAGUUACCUUACAUCUCAGGGAGGGAGUUGGUGGGAGAGGUAGCCGUCUCUCCAAGACGAAAAUCCCGCUUCAAACCUCGCGACAAGGUGAUUGUUAUUUCUACCGACUACAGAGAUCUACGAAAGGCCGCAUAUCAGCAGUAUGUUGUUGCUACGGACUUCAACACGGCACGGCUACCUCCAAACAUCACUCCCGAGGCUGGCUCAGCCCUGGGUGUUGCCUUCGUAGCGGCCGUACUGUGUCUGGGGAUAUGUGCCGGAGUCGACUUUACGAGUGUUGCCAACGGACCGGAUCUCUUAUCGAUGGUCAAAAAGCUACAGGCCACGCGUCUACCUGCAGAUAUCCGGAAAGAAUGCCUCGAGGGCAUAGACGAAGUGUCGAGAGCCAGGAAGGGUGACUGGAUCGCCGUCUGGGGCGGUUCUUCGACGAGCGCUUUCAUGCUGAACCAACUUGCCCGACUUGUUGGUCUGAAAACCAUUAUCGCCAUCGAUCAUCGAAAGCACGCUCUCAAGAUUGCCUCUAACCCUGCCGCCCAACCAGACAUUGUGGUCGACAGUCACGACCCCCAACGAGCAAUCGAGAUCAUCAGAUCGGCCACCGAGAAGAAGCUCCGGUUUGCCGCCGACACAGUAGGCAAGGACACCGCGGGACAUCUUUUGGAUUGUUUACAACAACAAAAUGCACUCGACGACGAACCACUCUCCACCACAGCACAGGGAGACGUGCUUUCGUCUCAUCUGAUCGGCCUUUCGGGACUUCCCAAGGCCUCACCGCCGUCCAACGUCGCCUUCCACAAUGUACCGAUCAAACUGUUCCACGAAGUCCCCGAAGUUGGAGAGUCUUUGAUGCUGUGGCUGGAACGGCUGCUCAGCCAGGGCCUUCUGGUGCCUCCCACCGUGCUGGGGGUCCAAGAAGGUUUCGGUUCAAUCAAUCACGCCCUAGACUGCAUGAGAAGAGGUGAGGUGAGCGGUGGGAGACUCGUCGUGAGAGUCUCCUAG
Molecule: messenger RNA, 1284 nt
Organism: Exophiala spinifera
Lineage: Eukaryota; Fungi; Ascomycota; Eurotiomycetes; Chaetothyriales; Herpotrichiellaceae
Exons: 2
Coding region: 1-1284 (427 amino acids)
Molecular function (GO): oxidoreductase activity, acting on NAD(P)H
Source: RefSeq, a predicted model, not a curated record